AAGGACACUGCGGCCUUACAGUGUUAAACUUGAACACUGACAUUGAAGAUAAAAUAAUAUUACUUAGCAUUAACUUUGUGAAGAAUUCCACUGAUAAAGUUUCAACCUAACCUAUUUAACCUUCAUCCCUCGUGGUUUGUCUGAGCCAAACAUUUAAAUCUAAGUUGUCAUUCGAAGAGCAUUGUAAAGAAAAAUGAUUCGUCCAGUGGUGUUCUUGAUGUUCGUGUUGGCUGUGGCUUUAUGUAAGCCGUUGAAUAAUGAGACUGAAAACAGCGAGCGAAGUGUUGCGGAUUCCUCCAGUGUUACGGGCCACAGCCUGUGGAAGCGGUUCAUCAACCCGGCGCUCUCGUUUGGGGGCAUCACUGACGGAGGCAUCUCCAAAAUGAGGACCAAGAGAAGCGUGGAGGACUGCGAGAAACUCCAACUAUGUAAACUGCACGCACGUUCGCGACAUAACUUCAUAGCCGCCUUCGAGCUCUACUUUGUCAAUAAGGAGAAUGCGCGGCUAUGGGACCAUCACGCGCACAGCAUCGCUGAUUGUGAGCAAAGAUUCAGUUGCUACGAUAGAUGAAAUAGUGAAUAGUAUAGAUGGAUCAAUUUAGAACAAAUUAUUUAUUUAUUGUCGUUUACUCAAAUAAAACGCUCAAACAUAACAA
Pectinophora gossypiella (pink bollworm) is the source of this 656-nucleotide messenger RNA. RefSeq lists its product as uncharacterized. The transcript is spliced from 4 exons. The coding region runs from base 194 to 571 and encodes 125 amino acids. The record is from RefSeq and is a predicted model, not a curated record. Lineage: Eukaryota; Metazoa; Arthropoda; Insecta; Lepidoptera; Gelechiidae.